Molecule: messenger RNA, 3555 nt
Organism: Brassica napus (rape)
Lineage: Eukaryota; Viridiplantae; Streptophyta; Magnoliopsida; Brassicales; Brassicaceae
Product: U-box domain-containing protein 51-like
Exons: 7
Coding region: 1356-3470 (704 amino acids)
Biological process (GO): protein phosphorylation
Molecular function (GO): protein kinase activity; ATP binding
Source: RefSeq, a predicted model, not a curated record
CAAGUUCUUAUAUUCCUAAUCAUCUUACAUAAUUUCUUAGUAUCUGUGGACAAGUACUUUAUGCAUACCGUGUAGUUUUUAUGUACAUGUAUUUUGUGUAAGCCACUUUGGUGAACAAAUAUGUGUGGACAUGGAUAUUCAAUCCUAAAAAUACACCUUGAACAUGUUUGUUUUAUCCACCGCCACCUCUACCAUGGCCUCCACUUUUGUAUCCCUCACCCUCACGUCUCCCAUCUUUACAGUAUCCACCACCAUUGUUAUCGGAACUAGUCUCGUAGGAACUCACAUCUCCUAAGCGACUCUACCACAAUCCCAGAUCUGAAGUCGCGUUCAACUCGUCACCGCCGGCCAAGCUUGUUAAGGUUCUACCACAAGCCCAGAAAGCUCGUCGCUCUCACCGAACUCUCCAAAUCUGAAGUCGCGUUCAACUCGUCACCGCCGGCCAAGCUUGUUAAGGCCAAGAAAGAAGGUUAUGUCAGUGAAAUCCAGCUCCAAUUCGCUAAAGGUCUAUAUUUGAGAAUUUAAGGAUGUAAUGGAAGGUUAUGGUUUGUGAAUUGAGAUGACAUCUGAGAAAAUUAAUUUUUCGGGGUUUUUUUUUCUUGCUUUUGAAUGAGAGUGAGUUGGAGAGAGAGUAUCGUGAGUGAGAUGGAGAGAGGGUGCACGUGAGAGAGAUGGAGAGAGUGUAAGAUAAUGAGUUGUCACUAGGGUAUUUUUGUCUUUAGACAACAAGAAAGUGUCUGUCAAGCAUAAAGUGUCUAAUUGUGUUAAUACAAACUCAUAAAGUGUCUAUGAGAGUAAUUUUUUCUUACUUUUUCAAUAUAAUGCAUGUUUUUAAAUUUAACUAAGAACCAAUCAUGUUGAAAUCAUUAAUAACAAAAUUACAAUAAUUACAAGAGAUAUAAAUUAAAAUAAACAAAUGAUAAUUGUGUAAUCGGUUAUAUUAUAAAAAUAAGCAUUAUUGUAUUCAUUAACAUGCAUUUUUAUUUACGUUGAAACGUUGACUGCUGGAAACUAGUGCUAUGAGCCUAUGAUGUUGUUACAAAUAUAUUUUAGGAGAAUUCAUACUAUUUGUUGAAAAUAGAAAGAACUCUUUAUAAUGUAAAGUAGUUUCGAGAAUAUAUUAACAAUACGUAUCUAAAAAUACCUUUUUUCGUUUUUACCGAAAGAAAAGGUGUUACAAAUCAGUGGUCGAUAGAAACUUGAUCCUUUGAUCAGCUAAGUUUUAGGAUAAUCGUUUAUUCGUAUAACACCAAUCGUUGAAUUUGAGAGGAGAAACUUAGACCGCAAGCAAGAAGCCUUUCUCUUCUCUUGACCUUGAGAAUAAUUCCUCUGCCUUGAGUUGCACUCUGCCGACGAUGGCUCCACCGUACUCGUCAGACGAUAGCCAUUCUCCGGUAAACUCAACAGUGAUUGCCAUUGACAAAGAGAAGCAUAGCCAUUACGCGGUUCGUUGGGCCGUCGACCAUCUAGCCAAUACCAUUCACAACCCACUCAUCAUUCUUCUUCAUGUUCGUCUCAAAAGUUCAAAUUAUGGAGGGAAUGGAGCCAGUGAUGACCUGAACCAGCUUUUCAUUCCAUAUCGAGGAUAUUGUGCACGCAAAGGGAUUUCCAUGUCGGAGGCUGUUAUAGACGAUUCGGACGUGGCGAAAGCAAUAUUGGAGUAUGUUAAUAGCAACCUGGUUAACAAUCUUGUGUUGGGAGCAUCCGCCAAGAACACAUACACAUUUGCUAGGUCUCUUAUGUUUAGUAAACACCACGACGUGCAAGGUGCCAUAAUGAAAUCGAUACCUGAUUUUUGUUCAGUCUACGUAAUAUCCAAAGGAAAAGUUCAGUCUUCUCGACCAGCUCAAAGACCUAUCACCAACACACUUGCACCUCCUCGUGUACCCUCCUCUGGCUUUCUAAUCCAGUCGUUAUCGGAUAGCGAGCAAGAUCCUGUGCCUACCGGCCAACGUAGUGCAAGGAGAAAACCUACAGAGAUAUACCCACACAAUCGUACCCCCACCAACCCCACGCAAGAAAGGCACAAAGCCCCUAUAAAUGGGUCGAUGGAUUUUAACAAUGCCUUUACCCAAGUUGCGUUCCAAAGGAAUCCCACGAUACAAAGUUCCUUUUCUGACGAAUCUGAAGGUGGUAUGAGGGGCUCUAUUGAUGUAUCUUCUCAUAAUUCAGAUGUAUAUGGCGCAUCAUGUUCUUCAGACGAGUCAAAUGCUCAAACAACCAAAGAUAUUGAAGCUGAAAUGAGAAGGCUGAAGCUUGAACUAAAGCAAACUAUGGAUAUGUAUAGCUCAGCUUGUAAAGAAGCACUUACAGCAAAAAGAAAGGCAAACGAGCUAAACCAGUGGAAAAUAGAAGAAGCUCUUAAGUUCGAGAAAGCCAAGCUAUCUGAAGAAGCAGCAUUGGCAGUGGCAGAAAUGGAGAAGGCAAAGUGCAGAACGGCCUUAGAGGCAGCUGAGAAAGCUCAGAGAAUGGCGGAGCUAGAAGGACAAAGAAGAAAGCAAGCAGAGAUAAAAGCAAGAAAUGAAUCAGAGGAUAAAGACCGUGCAAUGAAUGCUUUAGCACACAACGAUGUUCGUUACAGAAGAUACUCCAUAGAAGAGAUCGAAGAAGCCACAGAGAACUUUGCAAAUCACAGAAAAAUUGGAGAAGGAGGUUAUGGACCUGUGUACAAAGGCGAACUUGACCACACUCCUGUUGCCAUUAAAGUCUUGAGACCAGAUGCUGCUCAAGGAAAAAAACAAUUUCAACAAGAGGUUGAAGUUCUAAGUAGCAUAAGGCAUCCUCACAUGGUCCUUCUCCUUGGUGCAUGUCCAGAAUAUGGAUGCUUGGUUUACGAGUUAAUGGAAAAUGGGAGCUUAGAGGACAUACUCAUCCGGAGAGGAAACUCUAAACCGCUUUCUUGGAGGAAACGUUUCGAAAUAGCGGCAGAGAUUGCUACCGCCCUCUCAUUCCUCCAUCAAGCUAAACCAGAACCUCUAGUUCACCGCGACCUCAAACCGGCCAACAUACUCCUAGACAAAAACUACGUGAGCAAGAUCAGUGACGUUGGUUUAGCACGAUUAGUCCCUGCGUCAGUAGCUAAUAACGUCACGCAAUACCACAUGACAUCUGCGGCAGGAACAUUCUGUUACAUAGACCCUGAGUAUCAACAGACAGGAAUGUUAACCACAAAAUCAGACAUAUACUCGUUGGGGAUAAUGCUGCUUCAGAUCAUUACCGCAAGGCCUCCCAUGGGGCUGGCCCACCAUGUCUCGAGGGCGAUCAGUAGAGGAACUUUAAAGGACAUGCUUGACCCGACCGUGCCCGAUUGGCCUCUACAAGAGGCUCAAGCUUUUGCAGCUAUGUCGUUGAGAUGCGCUGAGCUUAGAAAAAGAGAUAGACCGGAUCUUGGGAAGGAUGUUGUCCCACUACUUAUUCGAUUAAAGAACUUAGGUAAUGAUGCUGGUUUAACUCGUGCUGAUGAAAGCUAACGUAUGGAUAUGACAAAGAACUUUGUACAUUCAAACAUAUGAUUUGAGAUGUUUUUUAUUUAUAAAUUUAAUGUUAAAUUAAAUA